Messenger RNA from Podarcis lilfordi (Lilford's wall lizard), 7384 nucleotides. NCBI's taxonomy places the organism in Eukaryota, Metazoa, Chordata, Lepidosauria, Squamata, Lacertidae. The record is from the annotation of a GenBank genome assembly.
AUGCCCACAGGGGGACAGCACCUGGCACAGGCUGCAAGAAUCGCCCUCGACUCCAGAUCAGCCACAGCAAGACAUAAGGAGAGAAGGACGCAGGUGAGACCCAUCUAUCCCUUUGCCUUUGCAACCCUCAAAACAGUAUUGCAUUUCCUAGCAGAGAAACAGUUCGUGAAAACAGGUCAACAGCGCCACAGACUCUGGGGAGAAAAGGAUUCUCCACUGGCCUAGAAUGUAUUUUACUGGAAGGAAGAGCAAGCCAAUAAGGGAAUGGGCACCACUUCUGGGCCAGCAGGAACGGGGCAGGACUGGGAAUGUAAGAUGGCAGCGAUUUCCAUUACAACCUGCAUUCCUUGCAAGCAGACCUGUUUCCAUUCUGCUGCAGUUCCGUCUCAGUUUUUGUCGUUCCUCUCGCCGUCCACUGUUUAACCUCAGCUGUGUAACUAUUUAUGCAACUUACAUCCAUGCCAAUGUAAAGGAAACAUCAAAACAAUGUAAAAGUAAAAAAGGAAAAACCUCACAAACAUCGUUUCAUAUCGUUUGUGAACUUAAAAAAAAUUACUGCGAUGUGGACUAAUAUUGAUCACAUUUGCUUUACUGGUUGCUGUUCCUGACCACAGACGAUCUCAGGAGGUGUAGCAAUUUCCGAUUCCUUUUCUGUAUUGGGCAAAGUUCUCCGGCAUCACUGGGCAGGGCUUGGGGGUGGCAAAAAAAAGGUUGAAACACAAAGACUGAAUCCCUGCAAGCAGGGGAGGAGGAAGGGGGGCGGUGGGGGCAGUCCGCCCCGGGUGUCACCACUGAGGGGGGUGACAAAAUGGCAUGCGGCACUCACCGGAGAGCUUGCAGUGCGCCUGAGCCACGCAUCUCUCCUGGGAGUGACAUGGUGGCUUGGACACCCACGGGCUCCAUGCUGCCCCAAACGCUGUAAGGCUGCUGAAUGGGAGGAGGCAGGCAGAUUCUGAUAGGUUUCUAUUAAUUGCCACUGUGCAGUGCUUGGAGUCACAAGACUCUGUUUACAUUCCAGAGACUCCAGGCUGUUGGAAGUCUCACGGGAGACGGAUGUUUAUAUUACUGGUUUCCUGUUCCUUUGUCCCAGUUACCUCUCUGCUCUCGCAGAGAGAGGAUGUAUUUUUCUUUUCUGUCUGCGUAGUUAGAAAAUAAAACUCUUAGCAUGUAGCUCAUAUUUCUCGUCCUUCCACAUGCUGCUGUAUACUCUGCGUAAUGGGGGAAUGUCAAAGGCUCAGGUCGUUAAUCAACGUCGGAGGACUCGACCGGAGGAAUAGCUCAGCCGAACGCAAGUCCGACAGAUUCCUCGGAGGCCCCAUGGAACAUCCUGCCCUGGCUCGCCCAGUCCCAUGGGCAGCUGGCCCCACCCCUGGGCGCAGGGCCCCUGGGCCCUGGGCCCCAGGUGCCCAAUCGGCUUGCUCUGCCACUGCCUGCAAAGGCUUGUAUGAUCCCACACUGAGCCCCAUAACCUCAGUGCGGAGCCAAGGCACAGGGUAAGCCGACCAUUUUGGGCUGUUCCACUGGGGAGAAAGACGCAUAACUGUGGCUGCUCCCCCUUCUCUGGAAACACAAGAAGUGGUUGUUGUUCCCCAGGUCUCUCUCUGUCCCCUGAAAGGUAGAAAAGAGAGGCAGAAAGGGGAGGAAAGAGGCAGUCCGUAUAUUAGCAAAGGCGGGAAUUAAUUUGAGGUGUUCCAGAAACAGAAACCAAACAGGGUGAUUUUUCCCAGUAGAUGUUCUCUCGUGGAAUAAAGUGCCAUAUUCAGGGCGGUGUAAAAGCCUCUUCUUCCAGUUUAGGGUCCUGGUGUUCAAAAUGGUAUUGCCCCCAAAAGCAUCUGGAGAUUUUUCUUACAAAUCGCAACACAGCUAACUUUGCUUUCCGUAUGACUUGGAAACUACUGAACCUGGCUGCUGUGUUGCAGCAAUAUUUGAUGUUGUCAAAGCAGAUGAGAUAGUUUGGGUCUUAUAAGCAACUUAGCAUUGCCUGUUUUUUGAAUUUUGAAUGAUCACAAGCUCAAAGCCCCAAAAAUACACACACACCCGGCGCAACACACUGGACCCAUCAUUUCUGGAAAUGCCAGGCCCUUAGCUGGGAUGAAUGUUGCUGACACUUUCUUUUCCCAGGAGAAGCAGAAGAUGGGGCAAGUGGUCUACCUUGGACUCUGCCUGUUGGGCUGCCUGAUCCUGAACCCUUUGGCAGAAGGUGAGCAUUAGUAGAAGGGGAGGAAGUGUUGGUGCUGACCUUGAAAGCCCUAAGCAGCCUCGGUCCAGUAUACCUGAAGGAGUGUCUCCACCCCCAUCGUUGAGCCCAGACACUGAGGUCCAGCUCCGAGGGCCUUCUGGUGGUUCCCUCACUGUGAGAAGCCACGUUACAGGGAACCAGGGAGAGAGGGCCUUCUCAGUGGUGGUGCCCGCCCUGUUGAACGCCCUCCCACCAGAUGUUAAAGAGAAAAAUAACUACCAAACUUUUAGAAGACAUCUAAAGGCAGCCCUGUUUAGGGAAGCUUUUAAUGUUUAAUAGGUUAUUGUAUUUUAGUGUUUUGUUGGAAGCUGCCCAGAGUGGCUGGGGGGACCCAGGCAGAUGGGCGGGGUAUAAAUAAUAAAUUAUUAUUAUUAUUAUUAUUAUUAUUAUUAUUAUUAUUAUUAUAUCACAGAUCAGGUGUGGAAAAGCCCCUGCUGGAGCUGCAUAGACAACACUUUGCUGCAACCAUUUUGGCAAUAACGUCUGGGUUCCCAUAAAGAGGGGUGUGAGCCGGUGGCAGCUCAAGGGGGAAAGAUUAGUUUGGAAAGAGCCAGAAGGAACCUCCCGAUUCCUAACGGCAGGGCUUCCUUGAGGGGCUCCAUCUGUCAAGGAAAGGGUUGGUGGUCUGGGGGAUCUAUUCCAGUCUCAAUCCAAUUCCUCACAGGUGCCGCCAAUCGCAGCCAGAGCGCUCGCGCUCCCUGCCCUGCAGGAGCCCUCUUCUACAGAAAGUACUGCUAUGAGUAUUCUAGCUCCAGCCUCUCGUGGGAUGAUGCCGAGGUAAGUUUCACCAGGGGGAAUGAGAAGAAAUAAGAAAGUUACUAGGAACUUCACAUAGCAAAAGACCAGAAACAUACAUUUUGGGAAUAUUGAAUAUCUGAAGGCAGCCCUGUUUAGGGAAACUUUUAAUGUUUAAUAGGUUAUUGUAUUUUAGUGUUUUGUUGGAAGCUGUCCAGAGUGGCUGGGGAAACCCAGGCAGAUGGGCGGGGUAUAAAUAAAUUAUUAUUAUUAUUAUUAUUAUUAUUAUUGUGAUAUUUCUAGAGAAAAUACUAAAUUCUUUUUGUAAACGACCUCAGUGGUGAGAAUCCUGGUGGCUGAGUACUGGAAGGGUAACCAGGUACUGACCAAAGAGGAAUGGUUAUGUAAAUUAUGUGAAUAUUUGGAACUGGCCAAAUUGACGGACAUAAUAAGACUAAAGCCAGUGAUUACAGUCAAGAAGGAAUGGAAGUGCUUGAAUGAUUAUUUAGAAAGACAAGGUUCUAAUGUAAAAAUUUGGCUGUGUCUAGAAUGACCUCGUGAAUGGAAAAGGGGAAAAUAAUACUGAAAUACAGAUUGUUAACGGGGAAAUCUGAGGGCUCCCUUGGACAAAAAACAAAACAAAAACAAGGACACCAGCCAGGAAUACCAGAGCAAAACAGCAGCCAGUAGGCUUGGUCUUUAUCGAAGACUGUCACGACAGGACUCCCACCUGCUCCAAGGUGGAAGAAGAUGGAAGCUCCAAACCAAAGAGCCCCCAAACUUUUAUUAGCUGCUAAUCCCCAUGUUACACCCCCAACUGCAUCACUAAUACAUCAUGUUUACAUCAUGAAAAGGGAGGUCUGGUGGCCGUAAUCUGAGCACCCUGGACCCUGCCCCAUGGUUCCCCUUGCCUCCACCAAAUACCCAUCAAGUGUAACAAAAGAGAUCUUUACAUUUCCCUGUUUUCCAGCCAAGUUAAUCACACCCUUUUGUCUUCAUCUGGGUUUGUUGUUUCUGGAAUGGCUACCUGUCUGGCACUCAGGUAUCAGGAUGCCAGGGAUUAUCACUCAGGCAGAGGGGCUGCUGAGUAGCUGAGCUCACAUGUCUAUAUGAAGUUUCCCCAUUGAGCCAGUACAUAGAGACAUUUAUCACUGAAUUCUUACAUUUGGUAUUGUGCAGCAAAGGCCCUUUGAAUAGAUAGGAAGAAACUGUGAUGAAGUGUUUUGUGGGGACAAAUCACAAAAGUCACAAAAGCGAUUGUGCUGAUUUUGGCAGUGGGCUGCACGUGCAUGAUAUCUGCUGGAGGGGCAACCCCCCCCCCCACAACCUAUACAUAAAUUCCUGCAACAGAUAAAAUAUAAAAUGUGAAAGAAAGUGUUGUGAGAGUGAUGGGAGUCUAUUACUAUUAUUAUUUUGUAAAAUGGUGUUUAUUGUAUUGAAAUAUUAUACUUUUCUUUAUUCUUUUACUGUCUACUUUUCUUUUCUUCUUCUUUUUCUGCUUUAUUUUCCCCCCUUUAUAUUAUUUGUUAUGUAUGGGUUGGUAUUGAUGUAUUUACUUUGCAAUAAUAAUAAAAAAGAGAUGAGAGAGAGAGAGAGAGAGAGAGAGAGAGAGGAGCAAGGGCCGACUCCUUGGGAAUCCUGGCUCUGGGCAGCAUCUCACUGGUUUCCCCCUUUCUUCUCUCUGCAGGUCAGCUGCCAGAGGAGACAUGGGUCCCAGCUGGCCUCCAUUCUUUCUGCAAGGGAAGCAAAUGUGGUUUACAGUUACCUGCGACAAUAUGGCUCCAGCAACGUCUGGAUCGGCCUGGUAGCUGACCGUGGUAGCUACCACGUGGUAGGUGCCUUUAGGACUCUCUGAAGAUGCUGACUGUACGAGCUCCUCAGCUCCCUUGAGCUCCUUCAGAUGUAGCUCACUGGCUCUCACUUCCCUCUGAAACCACUUCCUUCCCCAAACGUCAAACCUUGAAGUCCUCAUUUGGAGAUGGGACUAUUUCUCGGAGUGGCUCUUUGGAAGGUUCUGGAACUCCAGCUCCAGAUCCUUGUUGUCUUUCCUCCUUCCCAACUCUCAUUGCGCUAUCUAUAAAGUCACAGAUUCUGUGACAUCUCCCCACCACUGUACAAAUUGUCAGUCCCCUUUCAUCUUUAUGGCUCCAGCCGCUGGAGACUCAAACCAACCCCUUGGCCUUGUCAGUUGCGCUGAUUCCCCAGCUGUGUCCUCUCUGGGGAUAUGGGGAGCAAUGGGCUUGCAUUACCCUUUUAGACCUUCCUUUCUCCUUCUCUCUCUCCAGAAUAUGAUCUGGGAAUGGAGCGAUGGAUCUGUCUUCUCUCAACCCCUCUGGGACGGCAGGAGCAUCAGCCACUCAAUCUCUUCAAGUGAAUGUGUCUCUCUUUCUUAUUCAGGUAUGCAGGAGGAGAGACUGGGGAAGGAGGAGGAAAACCCAUUCCAUUCAAGGAAUAGGUAAAGGGGCCCCUGACCAUUAGGUCCAGUCGUGGCCGACUCUGGGGUUGUGGAGCUCAUCUCGCUUUAUUGGCCGAGGGAGCCAGCGUACAGCUUCCUGGUCAUGUGGCCAGCAUGUCUAAACCGCUAUAGAGAGGAACUAAAACCAAGCAGAGAGGGACGCAGGUGGCGCUGUGGGUUAAACCACAGAGCCUAGGACUUGCCGAUCAGAAGGUCGGCGGUUUGAAUCCCCAUGAUGAGGUGAGCUCCCGUUACUCGGUCCCUGCUCCUGCCAACCUAGCAGUUUGAAAGCAUGUCAAAGUGCAGUAAAUAAAUAGGUACCACUCCAGCGGGAAGGUAAAUGGCGUUUCCGUGCGCUGCUCUGGUUCGCCAGAAGUGGCUUAGCCAUGCUGGCCACAUGACCCGGAAGGUGUACGCCGGCUCCCUCGGCCAGUAAAGCGAGAUGAGCGCCGCAACCCCAGAGUCGGCUAUGACUGGACCUAAUGGUCAGGGGUCCCCUUUACCUUUACCUUUAAAACAAAGCCAUCCUCAGACACUCUGAAAGUUGCAAUGCAGUUCUCCAACCAAGUGUGCACAAAAACACAUAUACUUCCAGUGUGCUUUAAAAUACUAACAUCUGCAAAAGUAACAUGCAAAGUUUCCUUGUAUUGGGGAAAAUUGCUUUGCAAAAACGCGUCGAUUGGUUGAAAAUGGCCUUAAAAACACUGAUGAAUGUUCAGGAGGAGCUAAAAUAUGGUAACCAGACCCACCAAGAAUCACAAACUGUUGUGGAAAUAUAGAGAACUCAAGAAUGGGGAAAUGGGAAACUGACAAAAAAUGAAAAGGACAGACUUACUUAUUCCUGUGCAGAAAGGGCUUGGCAAGGAAACUGAGGACGGGGAGAGAUGGGGCUCCAGAGAGAGAACCGCACUAGUUUCCUCUUUAUACUUGGCACUUCUUAUCACCUGGGCUGCAUUUUUGUUUUUGAACUGUUACCUCCACUGGGGUUGGUGGGCAAAGUCUAGAGUGGUUCUUUGUCCCAGAAUAGGGCACAGGGAACUCUGCCCCAUUGCAAAGGUGGAACUUAAUUUAGAUGCAGAAUUCAGCUUCAGUGAAAUUUCAUUCAUGCAGGCAUGGGGAAUGCUAGAAAACAACUCAACCAUCACAAAGAUCUCACAAACCAAGGGUUCCGUAUGACACACAAACACACCCUACUGGCAAAAGCAGAAUGGCUUGUUCAAAAUACUUCUGCUUACGUAUUUAUCAAAUCUCAUUGCUUUUCCUCGUAAUUGUCUCCCUCUCCAAAACAGGGAAGGAAAUAAUUGAUUCACUCAAAAGGAAGUCUACAUUCUCUCUCAAUUUCUGGACACUCCCUAACAUUCUCUCUCAACCUUCUGCCCUGCAGGUUCCCAGAAAUGGAUCCAGCGUUCCUGUACGACUGCCUUGCCAUACCUUUGCAAAUACAAGGCCACCUAUUAGGCCUGAAACCCUGGACCUGAGAGGAACACCCAAAGACCUCCAGCUUCCCAACAGGUCCAAGGCCAGUCCCCUUUCCCACCUGCUCUGUCCACCUGCAGGAAAUCUAUUCCCUCCCCUCCUCUAUUGGCCUGGAGCAGAAAAAACAAGAGGCGCUUCCCCAAGUAAAUCCAGUUUGGACUCUUGAUUCCACUAAGACCUAGCCAAAUCCGAAGCCUGAGGCUGUGAGCAACAGUACACCCCCCCAAACUGGGAAAUUUGCCCCAUGAGAUAUGAAACCUGUCUCCCUUUUCUGCAGAGAUGAGAUGCUUUUGUGGACUGGUUAGCUGAGUAAACGAAGCUUUCCUUGUGCUUUGCAAAGUGAUGGUGCCAACUUUGAAACCGCCUUUCCCAGACCACAUCAUGGAAAUGCAAACCUUUGCAAGCUGUCUGCUCUUUCUCUCUCUGGCCAGCUCCCGUCUUCCUCCGUAGUGACAAUAAACCUCCUUCUGUGCAUGCAA